CCUGAUUCCAACCAUGAGGCUGUCAGGACUGUUCGUUGUGUUUUUACUCCUCUGUGUUGACAGGAGAAGCUCCGGGAUGUCUCAUCCCAAACCGUCCUGCCGUUAUCCCCCGUCGCAGUGGUGUCGAUCCCUGCAGAUAGCAAUAGAAUGUAAGGUUCAGAAACAGUGUAUGGAGCUGAACGCUAUCAGACCAAACCAGUCUGUUGUUCCAGUUUCAGUCACUCUGUACUAUGAGAGUCUGUGUCCAGCCUGCCGAGUCUUCAUCGGCCAGCAGCUCUUCCCCACCUGGACCAUGCUGCAGGACAUCAUGACCGUCACUCUGGUCCCCUACGGGAACGCUAAGGAGCUUCCGUCAGCAAACUCUCCCUUCACCUGUCAGCAUGGAGAGCCUGAAUGCAGAGGAAACAUGAUUGAGGCCUGUAUCAUCCAUUUAACGGGGCACUCAGCGUUUCAGAUCAUCUACUGCAUGGAGUCGGCUACAAAUGUCCUAAACGCUGCCCAACCUUGUCUCCAGCUGUACGCUCCCUCUGUCCCCUGGUCCAGUGUUGACUCCUGUCUGACCGGAGGUCUGGGAUACCAGCUGAUGCACACCAACGCCGCCAUGACCAGAGCGCUGAACCCCGCCCACACACACGUUCCCUGGGUCACCUUCAACGGGGAAUACACAGAGGAGAAUGAGGACAUGGCGAUGUCAUCUCUUUUCCAUCUGGUUUGCAAACUCUACAAGGGGGUGAAGCCUCCAGCUUGCACUGGGGCCCCGGUCAGACUGAACAGAGGCUUCUGCUGAGCAACUUUAGACCGUGUGCUGCCUGCAGGAAAACAACUAAUCAUAACAUGCAUACAGUAAUGUACCAAAUAACACAAUCACAAUCCUACUAACAUGUUUUCUUUUUGUGGGAGUAGUUGAUAGAAGCAAGGAUAUGAAAUCACACAAUUUCUAUGUUCCUUUUGUACUUUGAUGGGAUGAAAGUGGAAUAAAUCCAUCUUGUUUUUUUGACUGACAUUAUUCUCAUUUAAAAACCUGUUUUAUUGGGUCGAUUUAAUGAAGAAAGUAAUGACAAACACAGCCAGUCUGAUAAAUUUCCAUAUAAUUUAUUGGCAUUUUCAACUUGAAACACCCUGAACUCCCGAGACUCUUUUGGCAUAAAAGAACAAAAAUAUAGUUAUUUUCUUUGACAGAACAUUGGAGUGGCAGAUGUAUACAUACUUGUAAAGUAUACUUGAUUUUUAGGCUCCAGAACAUAAAAUUAAAAGUCCUAUGUUACAGUACUUUGUCUCGACAGACACGUUUGAAGAAUAAAUAUCUUUAUAGAAGUUUGCACAACACAGAGGCUGAGAAAACAAGACAGCAUGAACAUUAAUGGUGGCAGUAUCAGCGCAACACAAUAACAGAGUGACAGCAGGGACUCUGCUGCUCGUCAACACAUUUAACACUGUAUGGCACCGAUGUCUUCCUGUAAAGAGCCACAGCGCUGUGUUUAACAUGCCCAUGUGCCUCAGAUCACUGAGCUACAAAUGGUACAUUCAGCUGACUGCAAACUGAAAUCGGCUGCUGUCAAACAUUUCAAAUCCACAGAAAUCCCACAUGAUGAAAAUGUCAUGUUGAACAGGAAAGUGACACGUUGCAAAAUUGAGGAAUUUUAUAAUAAGAGCUUAGAGUGAUUAAUGUGUAUGUGAUUUUCUGCUCAUGGUGGCUGUUAUUGUUUGUGCAAACCACACAGGGCUUCACUGUAUUUCAUAAUCACUGGAAAUGUAAAAAGUCAUCACUUCCUGUGUCACAGGACAGCUACCACACGGUGUUUACAACAGAGUGGAUCACUGCUGUGUAAUAGCUGUCACAUAGAAGCACAGAUUCUCAUUUAGAUUAAAAAUGUAAAAGAUUUUUAUGUUUUCUUUGCUUUUUUUAAUAUAAAUUGUUCCAAGAACAUACUUCCUGAAAACGCUGAUGGUUCAAAUGAGUCUCAGGAAGCAGAAAUUGUCAUCGUUGAAUGCCUGUGGAUCAGUAUUUUUAAAUUUAAUACAAAGUCCUGAUGUCUAACUGCCUGUCUGAGCUCCUUUAGCCCCAAAUUUAACCAACUGGAGGAAAUGUGCUUCUUAACCAGGAACUGUAAAAUAAAAAUGUAAC
This is a messenger RNA of Chelmon rostratus (copperband butterflyfish), 2125 nucleotides long. RefSeq names its product gamma-interferon-inducible lysosomal thiol reductase-like. Lineage: Eukaryota; Metazoa; Chordata; Actinopteri; Chaetodontiformes; Chaetodontidae. Gene Ontology annotation, molecular function: oxidoreductase activity, acting on a sulfur group of donors, disulfide as acceptor. The transcript has 7 exons. Bases 14 to 787 code for a protein of 257 amino acids. Gene Ontology annotation, cellular component: lysosome. The record is from RefSeq and is a predicted model, not a curated record.